AUGAGGAGGCAGCCGCCGCCGCCGGGCCCCGCCAGCGCCAUGUCGGAGCGGCCCGGCAAACCCGCCUGCCUCAUCAUCGCCAGCGCGGCCUCCGGGGGUGUGUCUGCCCAAUCCUUUCUUCAUUCUUUUACACUGGCUAGCGCUGCUUUUAAUCUACAAGUUGCCACUCCAGGGGGGAAGUUAAUUGACUUUGUUGAUGUGAAUGAGAGCAACAUGCGUUGGAUACAGGACUUCCGAAUGAAAUCUUAUGCAAAUCCUGCCAAGUUGGAGUCAAUUGAUGGUGCUAGAUACCAUGCCCUGUUGAUUCCUAACUGUCCUGGGGCUUUGACUGACCUUGCAAACAGUGGAUACCUAGCUAGGAUAUUGCAGCACUUCAGCAAUGAGAACAAGCCUAUUUGUGCUGUGGGACAUGGAGUUGCUGCUUUAUGCUGUGCCACAAAUGAGGAUAAAUCGUGGGUAUUUCAGGGAUACAGCCUGACCGGGCCCUCUGUGUAUGAGCUGAUAAGGCAGCCCAGUUUUGCCAGUUUGUCCAUUAUUGUGGAGGACUUUGUGAAAGAUUCUGGAGCUACCUUUAGCGGAAAUGAAGGAGCAGGCCUCCUUGUAGCUGGGAUGGAUGAAGAGCCAGAGAGACUGAAGACUUUCUUGUCUGUGAAUGGGAUGUCUUGCUGAUGGAGAGGGCCAUCAGCACUUCCGUUGACUCUGUGAUCAUGAAGAGGCAGUACCAAUGUACGUGCAGAGUGGAUAAAGCUUGUGAACAAGAAAGCAUUAACGUGUAUCACUCCUUAAAGAUGAUCCUGAAAUAGUCUCACUUAUCUUUCUGGUAGUGAAACCUUUCUUGCAGAUUUUCUCCCCCCUGCCCUUGAAAAAAGAAGUUUCUACAUUUUACAUGGGAAAACAUCCUAAAAAGAGCAUUUAUAUUUAUAGUACCAACACUUGUGCUAAAGGGCAGAGACCCCACUCCAGGGCUAUAUAAUGUCAGCCCUUAGUUGGGAACGUGGUAAUUCAGCUCCAUAGCAAAACAGUUCUGGAAUACUCUCAAUUUAGGUCCAUUCAUUUAUCAGCUGGUGCCUGUGGGUCAGAUAUCAAACUCCACAAUUAAUGCUGCAUUGAAUUGCAGUUUGAAGUCUAUUCUAGCCCUCUGUCCAAUGAGUCACAAAGUUGGCUCCAGACUCUCUAAAUGGAUUUUUGAAAGUGUGACAGAUUUGAGAUAUAAAGGAAAAUGCUUAGAUAAAUCCUGCAUGAGUGCAACUGAACAAUUGAGUCUGAAGCAGCUCACCGUGGUGAUACCAUUGACAUAAUGUGCUCUUUUCUCAUUGUGUAUUCAGGUUAAUGCUCUUCUGUAAAAAAUCUACUCAAAGGUUGUUUUAAAGGACCCUCUAAAAAGUCGUUUGCCGUACUGUCUUGUGCAGCACGUAUUAUGAAUUUGUAUUGUUUGGAUUGUCAGAAAUAUUGAUCUCUGGCAAGUACAGUGUCAUUGUCUGUUCUUGGAAUUAAUUUUAUUACAGAAGUAAAAAUGUAGAAAUGAAUUUACUUGGACCAAAUAGAUUUCAUCCUGUACAUAGUUUCUUAGCAGAUCAAUGACUCAUUCUCUUUGCAUUUCA
Molecule: messenger RNA, 1601 nt
Organism: Emys orbicularis (European pond turtle)
Lineage: Eukaryota; Metazoa; Chordata; Testudines; Emydidae
Gene: GATD1
Product: glutamine amidotransferase class 1 domain containing 1
Exons: 7
Coding region: 1-669 (222 amino acids)
Cellular component (GO): cytoplasm
Molecular function (GO): glyoxalase III activity
Source: RefSeq, a predicted model, not a curated record